This is a messenger RNA of Cladophialophora bantiana CBS 173.52, 1164 nucleotides long. RefSeq lists its product as uncharacterized. The record is from RefSeq and is a predicted model, not a curated record. NCBI's taxonomy places the organism in Eukaryota, Fungi, Ascomycota, Eurotiomycetes, Chaetothyriales, Herpotrichiellaceae. The transcript has a single exon. The coding region runs from base 1 to 1164 and encodes 387 amino acids.
AUGUCUACGCGUGGAGACGACCGCUCCUACAAGGUCGUCUACUCAAGUCGAACCAGAGACGAGUACGAUGAGCGAAUCCCAUCCCGAAAGCCGAGGCGGGACUACGACUACGAUGACGAGCACCGCGUGGAAAAGUCGUACUCCCGCGAUUAUCGUGAUGAUCGCAUAGAGAUUGACAGGAGGUCCAAAACCAGUGACACUCGGACCCAAUUGCCUCCGUCUUCCAGUACGACCAAGACCACUUAUGAAAUCGGCCGGGACAGAAACUCCGAAGCAUAUGUCAAACGUUCCAACGCUGUAGUGAUUGAUCGACCGCACGAUCAUGGCCGAUACGAGUAUGAAAUUCUUCGACCCGAGCGGAGAGAAGAUGGAACUUAUGUUGUGGAUCUUGGUGGUGGACGUUCUCACGACUACGUCGUUGAUGUCGACUCGAGGGGUUAUGAUCGACCGCCGCGUUCGAGAUACGGCGAUCUACCAGCAACAGCUUCCAAGAGGGUGGAUGAUGUGCUCACGUACGAGAUUACUCAAGGCGGGGUUCAUGAUCGAACAGUGAGAGACGUGCGGUACAAGGAUGUUCAAGUUACUGAAGAAAUCGACAAUGACUCCCGCUACAACCGCCGAGGUCGCACGUCGGAGGCUUACGUCGACGAUAUCGCUCCACCGAAACGACUGAGGAGUGCAAUGCGCGGCAGAAAUAAUUCGCCGCCUUCGCUUGUAGAACGACGGAGUGAACACAAUGUGGGGUUCUACAGAGAUCAGAUCAGUCACCACGAUGCCAGUGAAAGCAGGCAUGAAAGGCCAGGCGCUGAGGCACACUUGGCUGGUCGAUACCUUGUUGGCAAUGGAGAAUAUGAGGAUGAAGUCUAUGCGGCUGGUUACACUCGCCGCAACAGAAGCCGAAGCCGCUCCCGAGGAAGGUACGGUCCCCAGAGGAGCGAUCCAAGACUCCAUGAGCACGAUGAAUACGACGAAGAGCGACGAACCUACACCGAGGAGACGAUGCGCCAAUAUGAGUACGAAGACGAACAACGCCCGUAUCCUCCACAAAGAAGCCAUUCCAGAAGACGACACCACCGCCAUCAUCGUCGUGAUGACGACCGGGACAGCUACUCGGAGUAUGACACUGAAGUAGUCAAGCGGACCACAAAGGAAUAUUAUCGAUGA